CAUAUACACAAUUUAUAUGUGUGAGCAGAGCAAAAAAACAAACGCAAAAUCGUGGUCACAGCAAGAGCCUAUUAGAGGGCGACGAAUAUACCGAGAGCGUAGCGUGAAGCUGGAGUGACCGCAACGAUAGCGCAGCUGGGCACAGCUCCAUCGAUCGCUCCAAACUCCAAAACGGUGCAGGCGGCAGAGCCCUUUCACCUCAGCCUUGUGUCGUCAGAUCUCUCGUGCGCCACAUCUUUAUCGGCGUCAGCGCCGUCAUCGUCGCUGCAGCUCGUUUCCAGGUUCUCUGAAACUGCUGAGAUUAUCAUGGAAGCUGUGGAAGAAUCCAAUGGCCGGCACGGCGACGACGCCGCCGGCCGCCGGGCGUCCAGGAAGGAUCGCCGGAACGCGUGGGCCAGCGGUUUCAUCCUCGUGAACAACUUCCUACAGUACACGGCCUACUUCGGGGUGUCGACGAACCUGGUGAACUACCUCAAGUACAGGCUGCACGAGGGCAGCAAGUCGGCGGCGAACAGCGUCACCAACUGGCAGGGCACCGGCUCCAUCACGCCGCUCGUCGCCGCCUACCUCGCCGAUGCCUUCCUCGGCAGAUACUGGACCAUCCUGCUCUUCAUGGUCAUCUCCAUCCUGGGCUACGGGGUGCUGACGGCGAGCGCGGCGGCGGCGCUGCAGGGCGCGGUGUUCUACGCGGGGCUGUACCUGCUGGCGCUGGGGAGCGGGGUGCUGGUGGUGAUGGCGCCGUUCGGGGCGGGCCAGUUCGACGAGGCCGACGAGGAGGAGCGCCGCCGGCAGAGCUCCUUCUUCAACUGGUUCUACCUCUCCAUCAACUUCGGCUCGCUCGUCGGCGGCACCGUGCUGGUGUGGGUGCAGACCAGCGUCGGGUGGGGGAUCGGGUACGGCAUCCCGGCGAUCUUCAGCGUGCUGUCCGUCGCGGUGUUCCUCGCCGGCACCGCAGCGUACCGGCGGGGCCAGCCGCCGGGCGGCAGCCCGCUCACGAGGGUCGCGCAGGUGGUGGUCGCCGCCGCCAGGAAGUACGACGUCGAGGUCCCCUCCGACGCGUCGUUGCUGCACGAGUGCGACGUCGUCGAUGGCAUGUCGGCGAUACAGGGGAGCCGCCGGCUCGUGCACACCGCCCAGUUUAGGUUCUUGGACAAGGCGGCCGUGGAGACGGCCGGCGACAAGGCGGGGCCGAGCCCGUGGCGGCUGUGCACGGUGACGCAGGUGGAGGAGCUCAAGUGCGUGCUCCGGCUGCUGCCGGUGUGGGCGAGCGGCAUCAUCUUCGCGGCGGCGUACACGCAGAUGAGCACCACCUUCAUCCUCCAGGGCGACACGCUGGACCCCCGCGUGGGCCGCUUCAAGGUCCCCGCCGCCGUGCUCUCCGUCUUCGACACCCUCAGCGUCAUGCUCUGGGUGCCGCUCUACGACCGCGUCAUCGUCCCCGCGGCGCGCCGCGUGACGGGCCACGACCGCGGGUUCACGCAGCUGGCCCGCAUGGGCGUCGGCCUCGUCAUCCUCACCGUCGCCAUGCUCACGGCCGGCGCGCUCGAGGUGGCGCGCCGGCGCGUCAUCGCGCGGCACGGCCUGUACGGCGACGUCGGCGACGGGAGUUACCUGCCGCUCUCGAUAUUCUGGCAGGUGCCGCAGUACGUGGUGGUGGGCGCGUCGGAGGUGUUCACGUUCAUCGGGCAGAUGGAGUUCUUCUACGACCAGGCCCCCGACGCCAUGCGCAGCCUCUGCUCGGGCCUGUCCAGCACGUCGUUCGCCCUCGGCAACUACGCCAGCUCGGCGAUCGUCGUCGUGGUGGCGCGCGUCACGGCGCGCGGCGGCCGUCCCGGCUGGAUCCCCGACGACAUCAACCGCGGCCACCUCGACGACUUCUUCUGGCUGCUCGCCGCGCUCUGCGUCGCCAACUUCGCCGCCUACCUCCUCAUCGCACGCUGGUACACCUACAAGAAGACCGUACACUAGCGCCCCCAUACGAGUCCCAUGGGCCGGGCUGAAACGACAAGAGUGUAAUGGGCCGGGCUAAAUGGGCUUGGCCCAGUAAAAGUUGUUUAACUGUAGUAAAACCCAAUGGAAAUAUUACCAAACCGAGUCAUGAGCUUUUUGGCUUUGCAUGCGGAGCCUCUGCUUUUGAAAAUUUCAAAAUCCUGCAGAAGUGAACUGAAAAUUCA
This is a messenger RNA of Oryza brachyantha (malo sina), 2174 nucleotides long. Its product is annotated as protein NRT1/ PTR FAMILY 8.1-like. The transcript has 4 exons. Gene Ontology annotation, biological process: transmembrane transport. Gene Ontology annotation, cellular component: membrane. The record is from RefSeq and is a predicted model, not a curated record. Gene Ontology annotation, molecular function: transmembrane transporter activity. Lineage: Eukaryota; Viridiplantae; Streptophyta; Magnoliopsida; Poales; Poaceae. Bases 307 to 1968 code for a protein of 553 amino acids.